Messenger RNA from Drosophila serrata, 763 nucleotides. Its product is annotated as glutathione S-transferase 1-1-like. Lineage: Eukaryota; Metazoa; Arthropoda; Insecta; Diptera; Drosophilidae. Gene Ontology annotation, molecular function: glutathione transferase activity. The record is from RefSeq and is a predicted model, not a curated record. Gene Ontology annotation, biological process: glutathione metabolic process.
AUAUAGCAACAUUUAGCAGCAAACCUUUGAAACAGCAACGAUAUGGGAAAAGUUACGCUUUACGGAAUCGAUGGCAGCCCACCAGUUCGAUCGGUGCUCCUCACCUUGAACGCCUUGGGACUGGACUUUGACUACAAGAUUGUCAACCUGCCGGCCAAGGAGCAACUGAAGCCGGAGUUCCUCAAGAUGAACCCGCUGCACACCGUGCCCACGCUGGAUGACAAUGGCUUCUAUCUGUACGACAGCCAUGCCAUCAACUCGUACCUGGUGAGCAAGUACGGCAAGGACGACUCCCUGUACCCCAAGGAUCUGCAGAAGCGAGCCAUUGUCGACCAGCGUCUGCACUACGAUUCCAGCGUGGUCACAUCCACCGGCAGAGCCAUCACUCACCCGCUCUUCUGGGAGAACAACUCCCAGAUCCCCCAGGCCAGGAUCGAUGCUCUGGAGGGUGUGUACAAGAACCUUAACUUGUUCCUGGAGAGCGGCGAUUAUCUGGCCGGUGAUAAUCUGACCAUUGCCGACUUCCAUGUCACUGCCGCCAUGACCGGCUUUGUGGUGUUCCUGCCCGUGGAUGCCAGCAAGUAUCCCAAGCUCGCUGCCUGGGUGCAGCGCAUCAAGGAGCUGCCCUACUACGAGAAGGCCAACGGUACUCCGGCAUCGCAGAUCAUUGACUUCAUCAAGAGCAAGAACUUCACCAUUGUCUAAGAGACAGCAGUAUAUAAAUAUACUCUUAGGGCUAUACUGAAAUAAAUAAAUUAUUGAA